UCAUCCUGACUUCUGACAUUUCACCAAUUUGGUUAUACGAAGUGUCAGUGAUUUGGGGUUGAUUUUGGGUCUUGAAGUGUUGGGGCGAUUACUGAAUUUGUUUUAUCGUCCCAGUUCGUGCAAGCAUGGCAAUGGACAGCGGCGAAUCGACGAAAACGAAAAAACCCUCAGAUAGUGCAUUCAAGCAGCAACGUUUGCCCGCCUGGCAGCCCAUCCUGACCGCGGGCACCGUGCUGCCCACGUUUUUCGUGAUCGGGAUCGCCUUCAUUCCCGUGGGAAUCGGCCUUUUGUACUUCUCGGACGAGGUCAAGGAGCUGGUGAUCGACUACACGAACUGCAACCAAACGCUCGAGAGCAGCCCCAACGGGAAUUUCACGGACACGGGGAAGCGCUGCUCCGAUGUCAUCUCCGACGACGCCAACGCGAACUGCACCUGCAUCAUCCCCUUCACGCUCGACUCGGAUUUCAAGGGGAAGGUGUACAUGUACUACGGCCUCAGCAACUUCUACCAAAACCACCGGCGCUACGUCAAAUCGCGCGACGAUAACCAGCUGUUGGGGCGCUUGGACCCCGUCCCCUCGUCGGACUGCAGCCCCUUUGACAAGAUCAAGGACACGCCGAUAGCCCCCUGCGGGGCCAUCGCCAACUCGCUCUUCAGCGACGUUUUAACCUUGAAGAAACUCGAGGGGAACACGUGGAAAGACGUGGAUUUGAUCCGGAAAGGCAUCGCCUGGGAUUCGGACAAGAACAUCAAAUUUCGAAACCCCCCAGGCGAUCUGAAGGAGGCUUUCAAGAAUUUUGCCAAACCCAAAGCUUGGAAGAAGAACGUCUGGGAGUUGGAUCUGGAAGACCCGGAAAAUAAUGGGUUUCAAAACGAGGAUCUUAUUGUGUGGAUGAGGACCGCAGCGCUGCCAACUUUCAGAAAAUUGUACCGGAAGAUCGAUCACAGUCAGGAUGGCUACAAGGACGGGUUACUUAAGGGGAAGUACCAGUUGAGGGUUACUUAUUCGUAUAACGUGAUGCCGUUUGAUGGCACCAAGCGCAUGAUUUUAAGCACGACUUCGCUCUUAGGGGGGAAGAACCCAUUCCUGGGAAUCGCCUACAUCGUAGUAGGUUGUGUUUGUUUGCUAUUGGGGAUUGUGUUGCUCUUUAUCCACAUAAAGUGUGGCAAAAGCACAAGUGAAAUGAUUAAUGUCAACCCAAGGACGAACUACCAGUAAGAAACAUUCCUAGAACCAACAAAGUGGCCUUAUUCAAGUAUUGUCAGCACGCUGCGUAUUUAUUCAUUUUCCCGCAAACUAAUAUUUAAUUUAGUAGUAAGUUUUUUAUUGUGAUAAUGUACAGGAAUACGUGUUUAAGUGUAUAUUUUGUUAUUUAAUGAAUGUGGAAUAAAACUCUUGUUUUAAUUAAA
This is a messenger RNA of Tribolium castaneum (red flour beetle), 1411 nucleotides long. It is a transcript of the gene CDC50, whose product is annotated as Cell division cycle 50. Bases 126 to 1220 code for a protein of 364 amino acids. Gene Ontology annotation, cellular component: plasma membrane; endoplasmic reticulum; Golgi apparatus. The record is from RefSeq and is a predicted model, not a curated record. The transcript has 4 exons. NCBI's taxonomy places the organism in Eukaryota, Metazoa, Arthropoda, Insecta, Coleoptera, Tenebrionidae.